Messenger RNA from Ustilaginoidea virens, 1767 nucleotides. RefSeq lists its product as uncharacterized. Bases 1 to 1767 code for a protein of 588 amino acids. NCBI's taxonomy places the organism in Eukaryota, Fungi, Ascomycota, Sordariomycetes, Hypocreales, Clavicipitaceae. The transcript is spliced from 2 exons. Gene Ontology annotation, molecular function: CoA-ligase activity. The record is from RefSeq and is a predicted model, not a curated record.
AUGCCUUUCUACCCGCCGUCUUGGGCAGCAGACUUGCCCGAGAUUCCAGAUUCCAUUUCCAUCGAGACGUUCAUGUUUGAUGAGCGAUAUGGCCGCCACCCAGUGCAAACUUCUCGGGCCCCAUUCAUCGACGGCCUCAGCGGCAAAUCAUAUAGUGUCUCGGAAGUGAGACGACGCGUAGACUACUUGUCACGGGCUUUGUCCCGCGAACUGGGCUUCAAACCCGAUCAAGGGACCGGGUGGGACAAGGUGGUUGCGUGCUUUAGUCUCAACAACAUAGACUACCUGACUCUAGCCUGGGCAGUUCACCGCCUGGGGGGUAUCCUGUCUUGCGUCAAUGCCUCGUACAAUGCAAGCGAGCUCGAGUACCAGCUCAAGGACUCUGGGGCCAAAGCAGUCUUCACCUGUCUGCCACUACUGGGAACAGCCAUGCAAGCGAGCAAGCGACUGGCAAUCCCGAGUCACCGCGUGUUUCUUCACGAGCUUCCCCCUGCACUUGGUGGAGACGUCUCGAACCCUGGCCGCAAGACCAUCGACCAACUGAUCCAGGCCGGCGCCAAGCUGCCCGCGCUCAAGCCCGCCGAUUCAUGCUGGAGCAAGGGAGACGGGGCAGAGAGGAUCGCUUUCCUCUGCUACAGCAGUGGGACCUCUGGUCUCCCCAAGGGCGUCAUGAUAUCCCAUCGAAACGUCAUCGCCAACACCAUCCAAAUUGCCACGUUUGAGGAACCGAAUCGCCGGCUCUUGCGUCAAGGCCAGGGAGUGGACUCUUGCACAGAGCUGUGCCUGGGACUGCUCCCCAUGUCGCACAUCUACGCAUUGGUGGUCAUUUGCCAUGUCGGACCUUAUCGCGGCGACGGAGUUGUUGUUCUGCCAAAAUACCAUUUCGAGCAACUCCUCCAAACCAUUCAGGACUUCAAGAUUCGAAUGCUCUAUCUCGUCCCGCCAAUGGUCAUCCACAUGGCGAAACAGCUGGAUAUCGUCCGGAAAUACGACCUCUCCUCCGUGAGGGCAGCUUUCACGGGAGCCGCGCCCCUCAAGGAGGACACGGCAAACGAGCUCCUCAAGGUGCUGCCCAAACUGCAGCUGCUGCAGGGAUACGGCCUGACAGAGACAUCAACCGUCGUCUGCAUGACCGCCCCUCAAGACAUUUGGCUUGGGACAUCUGGCUCGAUUCUGCCAGGCGCCACCAUUCGCCUCUUCACAACCGAGGGCCAAGAGGUGACAGGCUACAACCAGGUUGGCGAAAUCUGGGUGCAUUCGCCUUCCGUGGUGCCGGGGUACUUGAACAACGAAAAGGCUACAGCCGAGACGUUUGUGAUAGCCGACGAUGGCUUGCGAUAUAUGAGGACUGGUGAUGAGGGCAUGAUUGCCAAGAGCCAGAAAGGCUACGAGCACGUUUUGAUCACUGAUAGAAUAAAGGAAUUGAUCAAAGUAAAGGCCCAUCAAGUUGCCCCCGCCGAGCUGGAAGGCCACAUCCUGGCUCACGCAGAUGUCAACGAUUGCGUCGUCAUUGGGGUUCCCUCCGAGCCCGAGGGGGAAGUCCCCAAAGCCUUUGUGGUCAAGAGCCCCAGCGCCAAGGGAUCCGACGACGUCAUUGCCCAGAGCAUACUCGAGCACGUUGCGCGCCACAAGAGCGACUAUAAACGCCUGCGCGGCGGCGUGGAAUUCAUCGACGUGGUGCCCAAGAGCCCCAGCGGUAAGAUCCUGAGACGUCUUGUUCGCGAUCGGGAAAUGGCGAAGCGGAAGAAACAGGGCGCGAAGAUGUGA